Solenopsis invicta (red fire ant) is the source of this 752-nucleotide messenger RNA. Its product is annotated as fatty acid synthase. Gene Ontology annotation, biological process: fatty acid biosynthetic process. The transcript has a single exon. Gene Ontology annotation, molecular function: fatty acid synthase activity. The record is from RefSeq and is a predicted model, not a curated record. Bases 73 to 576 code for a protein of 167 amino acids. Lineage: Eukaryota; Metazoa; Arthropoda; Insecta; Hymenoptera; Formicidae.
AAAGCAGAUGAAGAACCAAAGAAACGUGCGUCACCAACGCCAAAGACAGUAGCCGCGAUUCCCCGUACUUACAUGAAUCCGGAGAAAUCAUACAUCUUGGUUGGCGGUCUCGGUGGGUUCGGUCUGGAGUUGGCCGACUGGAUGAUCAGCCGCGGCGCCAAAUUUAUCGUUCUCGUAUCACGCUCAGGCAUACGUACCGGUUAUCAAGCACUGUGUGUACGUCGCUGGCGCGAAAGUGGCAUACAAAUUGUUGUUUGCACAGAGAAUAUUACGACGUUAAUGGGUGCUAAAAGUUUAAUUCAAAAAAGCAACCGCAUCGCUCCGGUAGGCGGUAUAUUCAAUUUAGCAGCCGUCCUUCGUGAUGCUCUCAUCGAAAAUUUGGAAGAAGCCGAUUUCAAGACGGCUCUUUCACCGAAAAUCGAUAUUACAAAAAAUUUAGACGCGGUAUCGAGAAAACUCUGCCCAUCGCUCGAUUACUUUGUGGUAUUUUCGUCUGUAUCAAGCGGUCGUGGGUCAAACAAACUACGGUUUCGCAAACUCAGCCAUGGAAAGAAUGAUGGAAGAGAGGCAGACUAAUGGUUUACCUGGUCUUGCCAUUCAAUGGGGUGCCAUCGCAGACGUUGGCUUAAUCAUGGGUAAUAUUAUAUUAAUAUAUGAAAUGUUCCAAAAAAAUAGAAAUCUUUUUUUUAAUCAAAUUCUUGAAUGAAUCGUCUCUCCAAACUUUUUCCGAUUUGCCUUUUCUUUACCUUUGU